AUGCCAGCAGAAAACAUUCAGUAUUCAGAAAAAUAUUUCGAUCAGCACUACGAGUAUCGACACGUAAUUUUACCAGCAGACUUGGCGAAGCUAGUUCCGCGUUCACAUUUGAUGACAGAGUCCGAAUGGAGGAAUUUGGGGGUGCAACAGAGUCCUGGAUGGGUUCACUAUAUGCUGCACACACCUGAGCCACAUGUACUGUUAUUUCGGAGGCCAAUAUCAGGAGCUAAUAACACAGAACAUUGA
Acanthoscelides obtectus is the source of this 246-nucleotide messenger RNA. Lineage: Eukaryota; Metazoa; Arthropoda; Insecta; Coleoptera; Chrysomelidae. The record is from the annotation of a GenBank genome assembly.